Dufourea novaeangliae is the source of this 1528-nucleotide messenger RNA. It is a transcript of the gene Kyat, whose product is annotated as kynurenine--oxoglutarate transaminase 3. Gene Ontology annotation, cellular component: mitochondrion; cytoplasm. Bases 1 to 1350 code for a protein of 449 amino acids. The record is from RefSeq and is a predicted model, not a curated record. Gene Ontology annotation, biological process: biosynthetic process. NCBI's taxonomy places the organism in Eukaryota, Metazoa, Arthropoda, Insecta, Hymenoptera, Halictidae. Gene Ontology annotation, molecular function: pyridoxal phosphate binding; L-kynurenine:2-oxoglutarate transaminase activity. The transcript has 8 exons.
AUGCUUGCUAAAAUUUGUGUGUUUGGUGCUAGUUCUAAAGUGUCAGUUUCGCUAUUCACAUUAAGGAAUAUUCGAAUCUAUUCUGCUGUGAUGUCUAAAUUUGAUCUUCCUGAUCGUUUAAAAGGAAAUGAUAAGUCUGUGUGGGUUGAAUACAUUCAGCUUGCUUUAAAAUAUAAACCAUUGAACUUGGGACAAGGAUUUCCAGAUUUUCAUGCUCCUGAAAAUGUGACUAAAGCUUUAGUUGCUGCAACUGCCAGUGAUAAUCCUCUUUUGAAUCAAUAUACUAGAGGAUUUGGUCAUCCACGUUUAGUACAUGUUAUUGCAAGAUUGUAUUCAAAGCUUUUGAAUUACGAUUUAGAUCCAAACAAUGAAGUUAUUGUUACUAAUGGUGCAUAUGAAGCAUUAUAUGCUACAUUGCAAGGCCAUACAAACCCUGAUGACGAAUGGAUAAUUAUUGAACCCUUUUUCGAUUGCUAUGUACCUAUGGUAAAAUCUGCUGGCGGAAUCCCUAGGUUCAUUGCCUUAAAACCAAAAAGUACAAAUGCAUCUCUUAGUUCAGCAGACUGGGUAUUUGAUAGGCAAGAGUUGGAAAGUCUGUUCAAUGAGAAAACUAAAGGAAUAAUUAUUAAUACCCCACAUAAUCCUGUGGGAAAAGUCUUUACAUUGGAUGAAUUACAGUUUAUUGCCAACUUAACUAAGAAAUGGAACACACUUGUUGUGUCAGACGAAGUUUAUGAAUGGAUCGUAUAUGAACCAUAUAAACAUAUUAGGAUUGCAACAUUACCUGAUAUGUAUGAACGCACAAUCACCAUUGGUUCUGCUGGUAAAACAUUCAGUGUUACUGGAUGGAAAAUAGGAUGGGCCUAUGGUCCAGCUAAUUUAUUGCAUAACUUACAAGUUAUUCAUCAAAAUACUGUAUAUACAUGCAAUACUCCGGUCCAAGAAGCAGUAGCUGUCGGAUUUGAGCAAGAGUUAGAAAGAUUUGGUCAACCAGAUUGUUACUUUGUGAGUUUAGCAAAGCAGCUAGAACCAAAACGGGAUUACAUGGCUAAAUUUCUUAACAAUGUAGGAAUGAGACCAACAAUCCCAGAGGGUGGUUAUUUUAUGAUAGCCAACUGGACAGCUUUAAAAGAUAAAGUUAGGUUAGAGGAAGAAACUGAUGAGAAUAGAGAUUACCGGUUUACCAAGUGGAUGACAAAAAACAUUGGACUUCAAGGAAUUCCGCCAUCCGCAUUUUAUAGUCAUGAACACAAACACCUAGGAGAAGAUAACGUCCGAUAUUGCUUUAUAAAGAAGGAUGAAAAUUUAAAAAAAGCAGCUGAAAUUUUGUUGAAAUGGAAAUCUCAAUAGUAGUUCUCGGAAGUUUACUACUACCUGUCUCACUAUUAAAAUGAAAAUUUUUAUUUAAGAGGUAAUAUUACACAUUCUACGCAGAGAAAUCUCCACGAAGCCACUUUUUUCCAUCUUUGGUAUCAGCUCCGAAUGUUUUACCAAAUCUGUGUCGUGUAAAUAAACAAUUUAUACUUUC